This is a messenger RNA of Phacochoerus africanus (Common warthog), 3139 nucleotides long. It is a transcript of the gene COL9A3, whose product is annotated as collagen type IX alpha 3 chain. The record is from RefSeq and is a predicted model, not a curated record. Bases 56 to 2242 code for a protein of 728 amino acids. The transcript has 32 exons. Lineage: Eukaryota; Metazoa; Chordata; Mammalia; Artiodactyla; Suidae.
GGCCGGCUCGGCAGGGAGCGCGGACGCCCCCACCCUCCCAGGUGGGCCCCGUUGAAUGGGGGGCUUGUGCGAGGGCCCGCGGGGCGGGGGCUGGCGGCGGCCCAGCGCCAGCCCCGCCUGCCGAGCCAGCCAGCUCGAGGCCGGUGCUGCCCCGACGCCGCUCAGAGCUCAGAGCGUGAGUGCAGCCAUGGCCCGCGCCCCCACGCUGGCCCUGCUCCUGCUCGGGCAGCUCCUGGCUGCCACCGUGACUGUGACCCAGGCGCAGAAAGCGGGACCGCGAGGCCCCCCUGGCCCCCAAGGGCCCCCUGGGAAGCCGGGCAAGGACGGCAUUGAUGGAGAAGUUGGUCCUCCGGGGCUGCCUGGACCCUCGGGACCAAAAGGGGCCCUGGGGAAGCCAGGGAAGCCAGGAGAGGCCGGGCUGCCGGGACUGCCUGGUGUGGACGGUCUGACUGGGCAGGAUGGACCCCCUGGACCCAAGGGCGCGCCUGGAGAACGGGGAAGCCUGGGACCCCCGGGACCACCUGGGCUGGGGGGCAAAGGCCUCCCUGGACCCCCCGGAGAGGCAGGGGUGAGCGGCCCCCCAGGUGGGAUCGGCCUCCGGGGCCCCCCGGGACCCUCCGGACUCCCAGGCCUUCCUGGCCCCCCAGGCCCCCCGGGACCCCCUGGUCACCCAGGGGUCCUCCCCGAAGGCGCUACAGACCUUCAGUGCCCAGCCAUCUGUCCGCCAGGCCCCCCGGGGCCCCCGGGAAUGCCCGGGUUCAAGGGACCCACCGGCUACAAAGGGGAGCAAGGAGAAGUUGGCAAGGAUGGCGAGAAGGGUGACCCGGGCCCCCCUGGGCCCCCUGGCAUCCCGGGCACCGUGGGGCUGCAGGGUCCGCGGGGGCUGCGAGGACUUCCAGGGCCACUUGGACCCUCUGGGGACCGGGGUCCCAUCGGGUUCCGAGGGCCCCCCGGAAUCCCAGGAGCCCCUGGGAAAGUGGGUGACAGAGGCGAGAGGGGCCCAGAGGGGGUCCGUGGCCCCAAGGGUGACCUCGGCAGACCUGGGCCCAAAGGCGUCCCUGGCAUGGCCGGGCUGGGCGGAGAGCCGGGCAUGCCAGGGAAGGACGGCCGGGACGGCGUGCCAGGCCUCGACGGUGAGAAGGGAGAAGCUGGACGCAGCGGUGCCCCAGGAGAAAAGGGACCCGACGGGCUGCCGGGUCUCCCUGGCCGAGCAGGGUCCAAGGGUGAGAAAGGAGAACUGGGCCGAGCUGGAGAGCUGGGCGAGGCUGGCCCCUCAGGAGAGCCCGGCGUCCCCGGAGAUGUGGGCGCCCCCGGGGAGCGCGGCGAGGCUGGCCACAGGGGCUCGGCGGGGGCACUGGGCCCACAAGGUCCCCCUGGGGCACCUGGUGUCCGAGGCUUCCAGGGCCAGAAGGGCAGUGCAGGAGCCCCCGGCCUGCCCGGCCCCCAGGGCCUCCGAGGUGGCGUGGGCGACCGGGGCCCCGGAGGAGCCACAGGCCCGAAGGGCGACCAGGGCAUCGCGGGCUCCGACGGCCUUCCUGGGGACAAAGGAGAGCUGGGUCCCAGCGGCCCUGUUGGGCCCAAAGGAGAGGCUGGCAGUCGAGGGGAGCUAGGCCCCAAAGGCAUCCAGGGCCCCAACGGCACCAGCGGCGUAGACGGCCUCCCUGGCCCCCCGGGCCCCCCGGGCCUGCAGGGCGUACGCGGCAUGCCCGGCAUCACGGGAAAGCCCGGAGUCCCGGGGAAAGAGGCCAGUGAGCAGCACAUCCGGGAGCUGUGUGGGGGGGUGAUCAGCGAGCAAAUUGCCCAGCUGGCUGCUCACCUGAGGAAGCCCCUGGCCCCAGGCUCCAUCGGCCGGCCUGGUCCCGCGGGGCCCCCGGGCCCCCCUGGCCCCCCAGGCUCCAUGGGCCACCCUGGUGCCCGAGGGCCCCCCGGAUAUCGCGGUCCCACCGGAGAGCUGGGAGACCCCGGACCCAGAGGAAGCCAGGGGGACAGAGGAGACAAAGGCUCGGCCGGCGAGGGUCUGGACGGGCCUGACGGAGAUCAAGGGCUCCAAGGACCACAGGGCGUGCCCGGCGUGAGCAAGGACGGCCGCGACGGGGCGCACGGCGAGCCCGGGUUCCCUGGUGAUCCCGGCCGGCCCGGGGCUGUCGGAGCCCAGGGCCCCCCUGGCAUCUGCGACACGGCCGCCUGCCAAGGAGCCGUGAUGGGAGGGGGCGGGGAAAAAUCGGGUCCCAGGAGCUCCUAAAGGCGACUUCGGGAGAAGGUGACGCCAAGUGAAGCAGCCGCCCCCGGGCCCGGCCUGGAAGGUGGGCCCCACCGCACCGGCUGGCCUGCCCCACCUGCCCUUCCACGUCCUCGGGGCAGCGACGGGACACGGGCCCCCAGAGCGUCGUGCCUCGAGCUGUUCUGUCCACGUGCUUCUACAACGGCCCCCUCGGCGACCGCCGGACCUCGGACACAGGCCUGGGUAAUGAAGGCUCGACCCGACGCGGGAGCGGGAGCGGGCUGUGCUGCCGAAGCCUCUGUGAUCCCGUGAGAAAAAAACUAUGCGACAACUUGUUUCCAGAACAUUCCUGUAAAGACUGAGACCUGAUUUCAAUAAAAUGAUACAUGACACCUCCAGAUUAAUGCCUGGCCACAGUGCUGCCAAAACACAGAAUCUCAGGCACAGUAGUCCUUCCACAGGAGGGCCUCGUCCGCCUGUCCUGCGUUCGCGUCACACCCUGCCCCCGACGGGCGGGCCGUACCGCUGGCGGCUGCGCUGCACUGAGGACACUGGACGGGUGUCCUCUCACCAUCAAUAAAGCCACUCGCGUGCAAAACUCCGUUCCAAACACCACAGUUUAUUACACAAAGUAAUGAGUCUCAGUGCGAAAGUGAGGACAGUGAGGAGGCCACUGGGACAAUGUGUCAUUUAUGGACAAAAGUACCUUUAAAGGAAGUCUCUGGAAAAUUUCUAGCAAAGCGGUUGAACAUAGGACCGCGUUUGACAACGCAGUUCUACGCGGCCGGAGGUCAUUACAAGGGGAAGCGGUGAACAAAGGAGAGAAAAUUUCCAAACUACUUACAGUUGGGACAAGUUAACUUGUUCCAGUUGCUAACGGGGCCUAUUUAAAAUGUAAAUAAAAUAAGUAAAAAGCCA